AGCAAUAAAGAAGAGUACGAGCAACUAAAUCUAAUUCUAGAGGAAGCACCAAUAAAGAAAGCAAUUAAAACAAAUGAAGAUAAGCAAAAAGAGAUAAGAAGAGUAGAAAGUCAGAAUACAAGCAAAGAAAAAAGAGAAAAGCAAGCAAAGACAGAACUAGAAAAGAUUGGGAGAAAAAGAGACGAACUAAGAGAAGAACAAAUUAAAAACAAAGGAAAAAGAAAGAUAGUAUAUGAAGAAGACAAAAUAGAAAGAAAAGUACAAACAAAAAAUAUUAUCAUAGAAGCAGAAAAAGAAGAAAAUGAUAUGAGAUAUUAA
This is a messenger RNA of Scutellospora calospora, 318 nucleotides long. The record is from the annotation of a GenBank genome assembly. Lineage: Eukaryota; Fungi; Glomeromycota; Glomeromycetes; Diversisporales; Gigasporaceae.